Molecule: messenger RNA, 1074 nt
Organism: Recurvomyces mirabilis
Lineage: Eukaryota; Fungi; Ascomycota; Dothideomycetes; Mycosphaerellales; Teratosphaeriaceae
Exons: 1
Coding region: 1-1074 (357 amino acids)
Biological process (GO): RNA splicing; generation of catalytic spliceosome for second transesterification step
Cellular component (GO): U4/U6 x U5 tri-snRNP complex; U5 snRNP; U2-type post-spliceosomal complex
Source: RefSeq, a predicted model, not a curated record
AUGGACUUCGCAAGUCUUAUGAAGUCGCAGAUGUCCGCCGCACCCCCUCGUGACAUUGGUAAGAAGUAUCUCAAACGCUCAGAAGUGGAAGCACAACGGCAGGCAGAUUAUGUGCGGGAGCAGGAAGAACUGGAACGAGCACGAAUUGAGAGGCUCGGGAAGAAGCGGAAAAGGGAUGAAGACGAAGCAGAGCGAAAUGCUGCUCGGGAGGCCAAAAAGAAGCGUCUAGCAGAGGAGAGCAGGAAGCGAGCUGAGGAGGAAGCUCAUGCGGAAGAAAAUGUUCGACGCAAGCGUAUUGGUCUGCCGGAGCUCGAGCUGAAGCCGGAUGAUCGCGAAGGUACGCCGCUGAAGGAGGGCGAAGAAGAUAUAACAGACGAUGAGCUUCGACUUAAGCUGCGAAAACUGGAGGAGCCGAGAGUCGUCUUCGGCGAGAUGCAUGUCCAGCGGCUACGACGCUACCGGAAGCUUAUUGCGAAGGCUCUGGCCCCUACUAUGAGUAAAGGACCCAUACCGACUACACUCCAACUAGUCGAAGAAAAGGACAUGAAAGUACCGGAGACCGUGCCUUCAGAUACAGAAGCCAGGCUGCUUCUCCACCGCCAAAUAGCAAGCUACUUCGACAUGGUACUCUCCGAAUGGCAAAUCGCUCUCGCCCGUCGAGACCAAGCCGUCAAAGAAUCCUUCACAGGCAAGCAAGCCCACAACUCCUUCCUCCAAGCUCGAGAUAACCUAACACCGUUAUUUCGCAAAUUGGAGUCCGGCACAAUCGCCCCAGUAAUCCUCGCCGCCGUCCUCGAAAUCGUCAAUCUAAUGCAGUUCAAACGCUACGUCCAUGCCAACGAUGCCUACCUACGACUAAGUAUCGGGAAAGCGGCAUGGCCUAUUGGAGUGACGAUGGUUGGCAUCCACGAGAGAAGUGCACGAGAGAGGUUGCAUGAGAGUGAGAAGGAUGGCGACAAGGCGCAUAUUCUUACGGAUGAGAGUACGAGGAAGAUGCUGCAAGGAAUCAAGCGGUGUUUGAGUUUUGCGCAGGUGAGGUGGCCGCCGGAGGAUUUAGGGCAGUUGAUGGGUUGA